AUGGCAAGCUCAAUCAAGCAGGCAACAGCAAUCGUGAAGAGGAUAGCCGGGAUCGAGACGCAGAGCGAAGUGGGCACGGAAGAUCCCCGGGUGGCAUUACAGGAGGAAGAAGACGAGGUACCAGACUUGAACCCCCCAAAGAAAGGGAAGAAAGGAUCAACUGUAAAGGAAGCGCCACGGAAGAUAACGACCAGAUCAGCGUCAAAGGCCCCGGAGGACGCACUGCAACAGAGGAACGAGAGGAAUGAAAAGGAAACUGAGCAAGGAUACGCCAUACCGCUAUCAGCUGCCAAUCCAGAGGGAACCACCGAUACACCGCCGAUUGAUCAGGGGAGAAAGAAAAGAGACCGACCUGGCCCAGUAUUAAAUCCAGUCAAAACAGAAGCGGUGCCAGCUGAAUUAACGGCCGCAGAUGCGGUGCCCCCAUGGAAAAUCCAACAGACGUUGGUCGCGAUGGUGGAGCGGGCUAUGAAAGCGGAAGCGGAGGGCAACUCGGUCAUGGCAAGCCGCCUCUACGAUAUAGGUGCAGGCCUGGGGAGGGCACUACCAAGAACAGCCCAGUCAUCAGCGAGUCCAGCCCAACCCCAAAAGCCACGAGCCCUCGUGCCCAUCCCAGGGCUCAAGGUACCAGUCCCACCCCCCAACGAGAUCGACCUGACCGACGAACUCGAGGGGAAGCAUUUGAACCAGCAGCGAAGAGCCUCCCCAGAAUCAUUGAAAGGGCCAGACAAAGGUAAUCAGGGAGGCCAGCGACAGACCCAAGGAGGGUACAAAGGCAGCCGGUACAACCCUCGUCACAACGACCGCGACGGAGGCCGGGACGGCGGCAGAGAAGGCGGCCGAGGCAGGAAUUAUUAG
Molecule: messenger RNA, 858 nt
Organism: Puccinia triticina
Lineage: Eukaryota; Fungi; Basidiomycota; Pucciniomycetes; Pucciniales; Pucciniaceae
Exons: 4
Coding region: 1-858 (285 amino acids)
Source: RefSeq, a predicted model, not a curated record